UCCAAGGAUCCUAAAAGAUGAUUAUCUGUUUAUGUCAAUCGUAUGUGCACAAGUUGAUAUCUUGUGAAGACAAGUUAGCAUCUUGUAAGAUGGGACUUCAAGGGCUGUCCUGUUAGUUUUGUUGUCACUCUCAUGCAUCAUAUUUUAGAAGUGGAUUUUGUAGGCCAUGCAAAACGAAAAAGAAAUGUGUGGUAAAAAGUAGGCUACUAUUGGCUAUUUCACUCUGUAGUGGAGUAGAAAUAAAGCAUAAUAUGGAAAUGCUGGUGUAAAAUACGCAACCAGUGCCUCAAAUUUUACUUCAGACGGAACUUGAUUAAUUGUGGCUAUUUAGUUAUUUUCCACCACUGCAAUUUUGUGGCCUUGGACGUCUGAGACAUUGGGAUGGCUGAUGUUGAACAUUUAUAAAUGAGAACACUAGCAAAAGACAACUUCUCUAAAAUGCUUUGUAACGCUGGAAACAGUGAAUGAAAUUCCUCGUCGUCACAUUGCUCACCGAGUAUGAGCGAAUUACUCUAAUAUUAAUUCAGGUCCCAUCCCCUUCCCGUCUCCUCCGUUCACCCCACCGCGAGCCCCCUCCCUCACACUGCCUGCCUGCUACUCAUCAACCGUGACGUCAGGGCGGCGCGGCACGGGGGAGCUGUCCUCGCGCGGAGGGUGCUGCCGCUGAAACAAGAUGGCUGUGCGCGCAGGAGGAGCAGCGGAGGAGAGCUGAGGCAAUGCAGAGGAGGAGAGAAGAGGGGGGCGAGGAAUUCACUCCUGUGUGUCUUGUCCUGCAGAAAGAGCAACAGCUCAGCAGAGAAACAGACAAGAGAAGCCGCUGACACGAUGCUGGUUUGUUUUCGUUACCAGUUAGGGUAACGGUUUGGCGGUUUGAGUUGUGUGUGUGUGUGUGUGUGUGUGUUUUCUCAGUAACCAGGAGACAAACGGACUGACCAAACAAAUCACGGAGCACUCAGCAGAGGACAGCCGGGGACGCUCACGCCGCUAUCAGAGAUGUCCCUGCUGUGUGUGGGAGUGAAGAAAGCCAAGCUGGAUGGACCCCAAGAGAAAUUCAACACUUAUGUGACUCUAAAGGUACAAAAUGUGAAGAGCACAACCAUCGCUGUCAGGGGCAACCUGCCCAGCUGGGAGCAAGACUUCAUGUUUGAAAUUAAUCGUCUGGAUCUGGGUCUGACAGUAGAGGUGUGGAACAAAGGGUUAAUCUGGGACACCAUGGUUGGCACUGUGUGGAUUCCCCUCCACAGCAUCCGACAGUCAAAUGAGGAAGGUCCAGGGGAGUGGCUCACGCUGGACUCUCAGGUCAUCAUGUCCGAUAAUGAGAUCUGUGGCACCAAAGAUCCCACUCUCCACCUGGUGCUGCUUGACACACGCUUCGAACUGCCUCUUGAUAUCCCAGAGGAUGAGGCACGGUACUGGGCCAAAAAACUGGAGCAGCUCAAUGCCAUGAGGGACCAAGAUUAUUCAUACCAGGAGGAACAAGAACGCCCACUCCGUGUACCAGGCACCCAGUGCUGUAACUGGAGCCUAUGGGGGGACCAACAAAAUGAGGAUCCAGACAGUGCUGUGGAUGACAGGGACAGCGACUACCGCAGUGAAACCAGUAACAGCAUCCCCCCUCCCUACUACAGCACAUCACAGCCCAAUGCCUCUGUCCACCAGUAUCCCAUCAGCCACCAGCACCGCAACAUCAGAAGCUACUCUUACCCACGGUCGGGCAACGGCCACGACCUUGACUACCACCAUCAGAGGACCGUCAGUCCCACAGGGAGCUAUGCAUCGUCCGCAGAGCUGAGUCGGUGCAGCAGUCAGCUGAGUGAGGAGGACUACGGCGGCGAGUACGGAGAGAGGGACCCCUACGACGAGAACGAUUCGUACCACUCCUGCCACUCCUCUGUUAGCUACAGCAAAGGUUCCCCAGAUUGGGACCCUGACGAGACCCAGGGGGCGUACAGCGAUGAGGGUGGCUACAGCAAAGAUGGAGGAGAGGAGGUGGCUCUGUACGAGGAGGAUGACGGGGGACUGUAUGAGGGAGAAGAGGAUGGCCUCUAUGAGGAUGAGGAGAUGAUGUAUGAUGAUGAGGAUUUAUAUAAUUUGGAUGGGACCCUCAGUGAGGACAUGGAGCCUCCAUUCACUCCCACGCCAACGUCGACUGCCCCUCCAACUCUCGAUGUACCCAGCUCCAGACCUCCUCUAGAGAAACAGCCUUCCUUACACCAACAACAACAACAGCCCUCUACUCAACCCUCCAACCAAACAUCCAACCAGGCUCACCCUCCUGGCAUGGCCCCAGCAGCACAGCCCCCCUCUGGUCAACCAACAGCCCAACCACCCAAACAGCCCCAGCCCCAAACACAGCCUCAGCCGCAGCCAGCCCCGUCUGCCACUUCCUUCUUCUCAAUGGCCAAACCCUUAACAGCUGCAGUCACAGGCUUGGCCUCUACUUUCCUGUCUUCGGUUCCCACCGCCCAGCCUGCCCAGUCUCACCCUCCAGCCUCAGCCGUAUCUCAACAGCACCAGUCCACUGCAGCUAACUCAGUCCCUCCAUCUCACCCAGCCACCAUGGCUAACUCAGCCUCUCAGCCCCCCUCCAGUGCCAUGGGCCCAUCCUCCCAACAGAUCCCCUCCUCUGCACAGCCCCAAUCCCAAGUCAGUGAUCCUGCCACCACACAGUCAGCUGCCCCUGAGGACCAGGCUCCUCAGCUGGAAGAGGAACCAUGGCUAGAAGAGGACAUGAUGUUGGAGAAGGAAGCCAGGACACCCCCGGCCCAGGCAGAGGAGAAGCUCUCCGUGGAGGAGAAGGAGGAGAAAUUUGAAGAGAGCAGACCGCCAACGCCAGUAGAGUUAGAAGAGAUGCCGCCUGAGAGUCCUCCAGUUAUAGAGGAGCCCAAAGAGCCGGUCGACCCAGCAGUCAGAGCCAAAGAGAACUGGCUGAGGCUUUACAACAAGGUCCUAGAGCAGCUUCGGGAGGCUCGGGGAGAGACGUCCAGCUCACUGUGGUUUGGUAAAGGAGGAAUGGGAGGUGCACUUUACAGUAUUGACAGCAUGCCUGACCUUCGCAAGAGGAAGGCCAUUCCUCUGGUCAGAGAUCUGGCUAUGUCUCUAGUCCAGAACUCUCGUAAAGCUGGAAUCACUUCAGCCAUGGCUUCCACCACUCUUGGCAAUGAAGAGCUGAAGAGCCAUGUUUAUAAAAAGACUCUGCAGGCUCUGAUCUACCCCAUCUCCUCCACCACUCCACACAACUUUGAGGUGUGGACGGCCACCACUCCCACCUACUGCUACGAAUGUGAGGGGCUGCUGUGGGGUAUCGCCCGCCAAGGCAUGCGCUGCUCUGAGUGCGGCGUCAAAUGCCACGAAAAGUGCCAGGACCUGCUCAAUGCCGACUGUCUGCAGAGAGCUGCAGAGAAGAGCUCCAAGCACGGGGCGGAGGAUCGAACCCAGAACAUCAUCAUGGUCCUGAAGGACCGCAUGAAGAUCAGAGAGCGGAACAAACCGGAGAUCUUUGAGCUGAUACAGGAGGUCUUUGCCCUCGACAAGUCGACACACGCCACGCACAUGAAACAGAUCAAGCAGAGCGUGCUUGACGGGACCUCAAAAUGGUCAGCAAAGAUCAGCAUCACUGUGGUGUGUGCUCAGGGCCUGCAAGCUAAAGACAAAACAGGCUCCAGUGACCCAUAUGUCACUGUUCAAGUUGGGAAGACCAAGAAGAGGACCAAGACCAUCUACGGCAACCUCAACCCUGUCUGGGAGGAAAACUUCCACUUUGAAUGCCACAACUCGUCCGACCGCAUCAAGGUCCGCGUGUGGGACGAGGACGAUGACAUCAAGUCUCGUGUGAAGCAGAGGUUCAAACGCGAGAGCGACGACUUCCUGGGUCAAACAAUCAUCGAAGUCCGCACUCUGAGCGGGGAGAUGGACGUUUGGUACAACCUGGACAAGAGAACAGAUAAGUCUGCUGUGUCAGGAGCCAUCCGGAUGCACAUAAGUGUGGAGAUCAAAGGAGAGGAGACGGUAGCUCCUUACCAUGUCCAGUACACCUGUCUACACGAGCAUCUGUUCCAGUACACCACCGAGGAGCAGAAUGGUGGUGUAGUAAAGAUCCCAGAUGCCAAAGGGGAUGACGCUUGGAAGGUGUAUUUUGAGGAGACGGCUCAGGAGAUAGUGGAUGAGUUCGCCAUGAGAUAUGGAGUCGAGUCCAUCUACCAGGCCAUGACCCACUUUGCCUGCUUGUCAUCUAAGUACAUGUGCCCAGGAGUGCCAGCCGUGAUGAGCACCCUGCUGGCCAACAUCAAUGCUUACUACGCCCACACCACCCAGUCCUCCAACAAUGUCUCUGCCUCAGACAGAUUUGCUGCAUCAAACUUUGGCAAGGAGAGGUUUGUCAAACUGCUGGAUCAGCUGCACAACUCCCUGAGGAUUGACCUGUCCAUGUACCGGAAUAACUUCCCUGCCAGCAGUCCUGAAAGACUACAAGAUCUCAAGUCUACUGUCGAUCUCUUGACAAGCAUCACAUUCUUCAGGAUGAAGGUCCAGGAGCUGCAGAGUCCCCCCAGGGCAAGCCAGGUGGUGAAGGACUGUGUGAAAGCCUGUCUCAACUCCACCUACGAGUAUAUUUUCAACAACUGCCACGACCUCUACAACAGGGAAUAUCAGACAGACCCCUCAAAGGCAGUCCCUCCAGAUGAGCAGGGUCCCAGCAUCAAGAACCUGGACUUCUGGUCCAAACUCAUCACCCUCAUCGUCUCCAUCAUAGAGGAGGACAAAAACUCCUACACUCCCUGCCUUAAUCAGUUUCCCCAGGAACUGAACGUGGGCAAGAUCAGCGCUGAGGUCAUGUGGAAUAUGUUUGCACAAGAUAUGAAAUAUGCCAUGGAGGAGCAUGAGAAGCACCGUCUGUGUAAAAGCGCAGAUUAUAUGAACUUGCACUUCAAGGUGAAGUGGCUCUAUAAUGAAUACUGCAAGGAGCUGCCCACUUUCCAGAAGCACGUACCUGAAUAUCCAGCCUGGUUUGAGCCAUUUGUCAUCAUGUGGUUGGAUGAAAAUGAGGAAGUGUCCAGAGAUUUUCUCCAUGGAGCCCUGGAGAGGGACAAAAAAGACGGGUUCCAGGUCACAUCAGAGCACGCUUUGUUCUCCUGCUCAGUGGUGGACGUGUUCUCUCAGCUCAAUCAGAGCUUUGAAAUCAUCCGCAAGCUGGAGUGUCCAGACCCUCAGAUCGUCGGCAACUACAUGAAGAGAUUUGCCAAGACCAUCGGCAAUGUCCUGUUGUCUUAUGCUGACAUCAUAGCAAAAGACUUUCCAAAUCAUGUCAAGAAGGAGAAAGUGCCAUGUAUCAUCAUCAAUAACAUCCAGCAGCUCAGAGUUCAGUUGGAGAAGAUGUUUGAGGCCAUGGGAGGCAAAGACCUCAACGUGGAGGCUAGUGACUUCCUGAAGGAGCUGCAGAACAAACUCAACAACGUGAUGGACGACCUCAGCCGCAUCUUUGCAGUCAGUUUCCAGCCCCAGAUCGAGGACAACGUGAGGCAGAUGGGGGACAUCCUAGCUCAAGUCAAAGGUCAGACCGUGCCAGCCAAUGGCAGCGUGGUUCAGGAGGCGGACAAUGUCCUGCAACCCAUCAUGGACUUCUUGGACAGCAACCUGUCACUGUUUGCUAAGAUCUGUGAGAAGACCGUCCUGAAGCGAGUGCUGAAGGAGCUGUGGAAACUGGUUAUGAACACAAUGGAAAAGACAAUUGUUCUUCCAACACUUACAGACCAGACGGGCACCCAGAUGAUCUUCAAUGCUGCUAAGGAGUUGGGCCAGCUUUCCAAGCUAAAGGAGCACAUGGGGAGAGAGGAGGCCAAAGCUCUGACUCCUAAACAGUGUGCAGUGAUAGAGCUGGCACUGGACACUAUUAAGCAAUACUUCCAUGCUGGCGGCGUGGGCCUGAAGAAAACAUUCUUGGAAAAGAGUCCGGACCUGCAGUCUCUGCGCUACGCCCUGUCUCUGUACACACAGGCCACAGACAAACUCAUCAGGAAGUUUGUCCUCUCACAGAAUGCUCAGGUCCAUGGGGGGAAAGGGAUCAGGUACACAGCGAACGAAGACACACCGCCGGAGAAACCAUCUGGAGUGGAUGCAGUUGGUGAGGUCGUCAUGGGCGUGGAUAUCUUACCCCAGCCUAAUGGAGAACACAAGAUCAGCGUCAAAGUGGUGGCUGCUAAUGACCUCAAGUGGAAGGCGCAGGGCUUCAGGCCCUUCGUGGAGGUCUACAUCAUCGGCCCUCACCUCAGCGACAAGAAGAGGAAGUUUGCCACAAAGUCCAAGAACAACAGCUGGUCGCCCAAGUUCAACGAGAGCUUCCAGUACUCCCUGGGCACCGAGGUGGGUCCGGAGAGCUACGAGCUGCAGGUGUGCGUGAAGGACUACUGCUUCGCCAGGGAGGACCGCACCGUGGGCAUGGCCGUGCUGCAGGUGAAGGACAUCGCCAACAAGAACAGCGUCACCUGCUGGAUGCCGCUGGGCAGACGCGUCCACAUGGACGAGACGGGCCUGACCGUGCUGCGCAUCCUCUCCCAGCGCAACAACGACGACGUGGCCAAAGAGUUCGUGAAGCUGAAGUCAGACCAGCGCUCGGCCGAGGAGGGCCGCAGCUGAGGGGAGGGAGGGGGGGAGGGAGAGAGAGAGAGCGAGGAAACACGAGCGUGUGCACAAAAACACCGGAGACGUACCUGAUAGACAUAGUAUUAUGCACACAUAUAGUACUCACACCCCUCAUAGAUAGACAACCACGUGCAAGCACACACACACGAAAACGCUCUAUUGUACAUAUAACUGCAUACAUUAUGCAACAUUUACAUUGCAAUGGUAUCAAUGCAAACACGGAGGAAUAUGUUUAUAUAUAUAUAUAUAAAAAAAAGUCUGAUUUAAUUUUGAAUAUUUCCGCAGCUCAAAUCAAGGUCGGUCCCACGUUAGCGAGCACUUGUCGAUCCCUCACUCACUCUUUCCUAUAACACAUCACACCUUUUAUACGCUGUACAUUUAGAUGUGACUAUAACGCAACGCAGAACAACGACAUCACCGUGUGAAUACUUUGAGAACGACCACUUUGCACUUUUGCUUCUCUGUGUCUUUGGGAGAGCAGUCCUCGCCUAGCUACGCUCUGUCCGUCCUCUGUCCGUCUGCUUGGCUGCCUGAUUGUGUCACCUUCUUCCAGUCCCUCCCUCCCGUUGUUUCCUCUGCGUAGUCUCCCCGCGGUGUGAUGUGUUGUGUAAGUUGGAGUUUCGGGCACAGAUCUAAGAUCAGCUUCUUUUAUACCCCUAAAAUAAAAACAGCCAACACUGACCUUAGAUCAGUGUCCAGGGACAUCAUCUCUGCUAGUCCGUCCUGUAAAUGACUAUCGUCCUGCAUGUUGACCCCCCCGGAACACUGUGAUCACUUUGCUGUAACCAUGGCAACCACUCCCAUCCCACGUGUAAAAAAAAAAAGGGGGUGCAUAUAUAACCCUGGUAACAGUAAGGUUUUCUAAAUCAGACCUGACUAACACUUCACGGUCCGGGAGAUGAACACACCAGGAGCCUGGUGUGUGAUGAAAAAGCUGUGGCCGUAACGUGCACUUAAAACACACACACACACACACACACACACUUUCACUUGCUUCACGUGACGACAAAACGGAGCAAUACCCCCAACGUCUCUCUCACACACACACCCCUAGAGUGCACAUUAACUCCAACAAAGGGCUACAGGAUCAGCGGACUGUGACGACACACCGCAGUUUCAGAAAAGUCUGUCACGAGCGACACUGUGGAGGAACUUGAAAUAAACCCACGUGAAGCCUAAAAAAGGGACCCGUCCCCUUUCACACACACACACGCUGUUACACUUUUCCUUCCUCCUAAUCGUCGCCUGCACACGUACAUUAUCCAAACCCCAUCUCUUUAAGGCAAUAGUGGUUUGUUCGUACGUUCACUGAACCUUGUGGUUUUUAUGAUGAACAAACCCUCUGUGAACACUGCUGUGUCUUUUGUUCAUGUGUGCGUGCAUGCGUGUGCGAAGGCGCGUGAGGGUGUGAGUGUGUGUGUGUGUGUGUGAGAGAGAGAGAGAGAGAGACAGAGAGAGCGUGUGUGUGGACUGUCACACCUGCAAAAUGGGCUCUGACAUUGUGAGCAAUAUAUUGUACCUACACACUCAAAACGUAUGCGCUGUCUAAUAUAACUACAGGAGCACCAACGGCAAUAUCCAGAUCCGAGGAAUGGGAAACUUAUAGAUCUUUUUUUGUUUGUUUGCUUUUUUGUAAAAUUGUAAAUCAGAUAUUUUAUUUGUGGACUCAUAAAAUCACCAGUCCUUUUUGAGGUGUGCACGUGUUUUUCCUCACAUAUUUUGGACAAGAGAGAAGGAAAGUGUUUUAAUCUCUAUUUGCCUUCAGUUGGACCAAACCUGCACGAACCAGAGCUCAUGUUUGUUUGUUUGUUAAAAAAAAAAAAGAAGCCAUCAGAGUCACCGCCAAGCAUUUACGGUGUUCAAGUAUUAGUCCUCGUCACGUGCUUUUUGAUGACCCACCCCCUCCCCUUUUUACUUUUUCACUGCAAAAAGUAAAAAGAGGAGGGGGUGGGUCCACUCGCAGUCGAAAUCUGGCUUGUGUGUGUGUGUGUGUGUGUGUGUGUGUGUGUCUUUGUGAAACUUUUAAAUGAUGUCGACCACAAAAAGUGAGUGUAACGCCGUGUGUGCUGCAUCAGACAUCACCUGCUGGCCUGUCACACGUUGUCUUUACUGAAAACUGUUGAAUGCUACCAAAUACAAAUCCUCUGAAUGUUAUGAAUCCUCAGCAGAGCCUUGUUUCUACGAUCAAAAAGGGACGUUUGAUCCGAAAUCAUCGACUAAGCUUGGGAACACCAACUCAUGCCUUUUGAUUUAGGCCUCCAAAUUUCACUUUAAUCAAUGGAUUCAUGUGUUCAAUCACGCAUGUCUUUUUGGGUGGGGGAAGUGGUGAACUAGCCCUUUAAAAGGAGCUUCCCACCCCACCCCCUCACCGUUGUGACAUUUACCGCUCAGUGCAGUUACAUUGUUCUCAUGUGUUGUCUAAUUUAAUCCCAGGGCUCAAGACGGAACUUGACGUGUCAGGUUGUAGCUGAAAAAGCAACAAAGAAGAAAAAACAAUAACACGAGUGAUCGUCCUGUUCGGGGCUCGUCGGUUGCCUGCUUCAUGUAUCUACUCAUACACACACACACACACACACACACACACACAUCUUUGCUCAAGCACAAAAGGGCACAUGUAAGAUGACACACAUGCAUGCAUGCACGCUGACACAACUCUGUGGAGACCAAUGAUGCCCACCCUGUGAAUAGAAUCAACUUAACAAUUGCAUGAUGGGAAACUUUAUUGUGCCAGCACGUGUCUUUUUGAUGUUACCUGACACCCCCGUUUUUAAUUUACAAAGCUAUGUAAUGAGAACUCAUCAAUGUUUUUCUUUUAUGUGUGUUUUUUCAAAAAGGCUUGUGAAUACGUCUCCUGUAACCAAUAUGAAUGUAGUGUGAACACAGAACUCGCAUGAGAGAAUUAUUUUCUACUAAGGAUGUUUCUAAUUUGUUUCUUAUCAUUAUUGAUUGUUCUUUAAUGAGGAUGAAGAGGAACUGGAAUGCAGCCUGAUUGUGAUCCGCUUCCUAUUAAAAGGACAUUUGUGUCACAAUCUAA
Messenger RNA from Lates calcarifer (barramundi perch), 9670 nucleotides. Its product is annotated as protein unc-13 homolog A. Gene Ontology annotation, molecular function: syntaxin-1 binding; calmodulin binding; phospholipid binding. Gene Ontology annotation, cellular component: presynaptic active zone cytoplasmic component; terminal bouton; presynaptic membrane. Gene Ontology annotation, biological process: synaptic vesicle priming; synaptic transmission, glutamatergic; presynaptic dense core vesicle exocytosis. Bases 994 to 6630 code for a protein of 1878 amino acids. NCBI's taxonomy places the organism in Eukaryota, Metazoa, Chordata, Actinopteri, Centropomidae. The transcript has 42 exons. The record is from RefSeq and is a predicted model, not a curated record.